Messenger RNA from Aureococcus anophagefferens, 975 nucleotides. RefSeq lists its product as hypothetical. Lineage: Eukaryota; Pelagophyceae; Pelagomonadales; Pelagomonadaceae. The transcript has a single exon. Gene Ontology annotation, cellular component: membrane. Bases 1 to 975 code for a protein of 324 amino acids. The record is from RefSeq and is a predicted model, not a curated record.
AUGGCGAAUCCCAUCCGCACGGCGCUCCAGUACGUGCUCGUCUACGGCUACACCAUCUUCGUCAUGCUGGGCAUGGGCGCCUCCAUCGACGUCGACAUCGUGGCCGAGGUCAAAAAGGCGCCCAAGGCCGUGCUCUGCGGCGUCGCGUCCCAGUACUGCUUCAUGCCCUUCGCCGCCUGGUCCCUGAGCCUGCUCUUCGACCUCGGCACGUCGGAGGCGCUGGCCGUGGUGCUCAUCGGCAUGUGCCCCGGCGGCGUGACGUCGACGCUCUUCACGUACCUGAGCCACGCGAACGUGACGCUGAGCCUCGUGAUGACGACCUGCUCGACGUUCGUCGCGCUGCUCAUGAUCCCGCUGCUCCUGUUCAUCUACGUGCGCCCGCCGCUCAUCUCCAAGGGCGAGGACGGCGCGGACGUGUCGUUCGCCGCGGUCAUCGUCACGCUGCUCGUCGCCACGGUGCCCGCCAUCGUCGGCUGGCGCCUCCGCCGCAGCAACCCGGAGCUCGGGGAGAAGGUCGAGAAGUUCGCCACGAAGCUCGGGUCCCUCCUGAUCUUCGGCGUGCUCGUCUUCGCGUUCGCGUGGCCGGGGCCGGGCGGCUACGGCAUGACGGCCAAGUGCUUCGCGGUCAUGGUCCUCAUGUGCCCCUGCGGGUUCCUCCUGGGCUACGGCUUCGGCCUCGCCUGCGGCAUGGACCAGAUCACCUGCCGCACGAUCUCCAUGGAGACGGGCAUCCAGCAGGUCGGCAUCGCGGGCGCGAUCGCGAUCCAGUCCUUCGAGGACGACCAGCUCGACCGCACGAUCGUCGUCAUGGUCAUGUUCGGCGUCGCGACGGUCAUCUUCGGCGCGCUCUGGGCGCUGAUCCUGCGCAAGGCCUUCGACCCGCCCGCGGCGAAGCUCGACCCGUCGGACGACAAAACCGUCGACCCGUCCGCGAUCGCGCUCGGCGACAAGGGCUUCGACGACCACGACGUCUGA